This is a messenger RNA of Fibroporia radiculosa, 822 nucleotides long. RefSeq lists its product as uncharacterized. Lineage: Eukaryota; Fungi; Basidiomycota; Agaricomycetes; Polyporales; Fibroporiaceae. The transcript has 3 exons. The record is from RefSeq and is a predicted model, not a curated record. The coding region runs from base 1 to 822 and encodes 273 amino acids.
AUGCCACAGAAGAAGCUCGUCGUUGACUCCAAACAAGCGCGUCGUCAAUUUGCCCAAUGCCAACAAUGUCAUAAAGCCAGGGAUGAAGCUGACAAGCUUUUCACUUGUACCGGCUGCAAGUGCCAAAAGUGCCAACGGGAACACUGGCCGGUACAUAAACGUGGAUGCCACAUCAACCGCGCGCAGCGCUCUCAUUUGGAGAACCUUGACAACCAGGUCAUCUCUCGGGUGCUGGCUUCCACGAGCGGAGACUCCGAUGUUGCUAGCAUCAUCUCUGUGCAUCCUUUGCCUAGUGCUUUGAAGCAGGAGCUGCAUGGGUUCACUGCUAAUUUCAGGCCUCUUCUAUUCCAAGCCGCAUACAAUGCGAUCCAGGUUGCGAGAUAUUCCAUGGGUUGGACUCAGAUGACAUUAGGCGUGUUUCUGGAACGCAUGCCUAAUUGCCCACCUGACUCUCGCCCGUGGUCUCGCUUCCGCGUGACCACAGCUGAACCCGUUCCCGUAUUAGCGCUAGUGAUGAUGCACGGCAUGGAGAACUUUGAGGACGUGCUACGACAGAAGGAAGCCCAGGAACGCAUUGACCAAGCAAAUGGCCAUCUUGGUACUCUCACGAUCGUAAUAACCUGUCGCUGUGUGGGCCCAACCCCACCCUUGGUCAUGCAUAACUUGACGUGGACCGCAUUUGGGUCUCAUUCAAGAGAUGAGUUAGAGAUCUCGGAUAAUUGGAGAGAGACGCUCAUAGACACUGUGGAGAGGAUGUGCGAACGUACACCAGGAGCGACAUUGGACCUCGUCGAUGAAGCGUCAGGACCACCGUCUCAAUGA